ACGUAUCAUUGGCCAACGAGAGCCUUGCCAGAUCCAAGAAACGUAAUUCGUCGACGGCCAUCGCAGAGUAUAGGAGCAUAGUUCUACGCGUACCAGACAAUCGCAAAGCACCUUGAUUACCGUCGCCAUAUUUUCACGACGCCUCGGACUGCCGUCACCGCUUCUUCGAACGCGCGCGAACUACUCACCGACUCGUCCUCAACCCCGCGCGCGCAUUGAGGCUCUUCCGUCAAUCGCAUUGAAGCUUCAUCCUUGAGCGCAUUGCUGUCGCACAGAUCACAUUACAAUGCAAGCGCCGUACGGCAUUCCACCGCCCGGUCCACCGGCGGCUGCUGCGCCGAAGAAGUACGAUGGGAAGAAUGGCGCGCCGCUGUACGAUCACAAUCAUGGAGGACAUUAUGGUGCCAGCGCAGGCAUUGCGGCUGCUGGACACGCGCCGCCGCCGGAGACAUUCACAGGACAUUGGGCCAAUGUAUCGCAAGGGUUGAACGGACAGUACAGAGACAUCCUCAACACCUACUGGCAGAACCAAGUGACAAAGCUGGAGACGGAGGAACACGACUACAAGCUCCAUCAACUACCUCUCGCGCGGAUAAAGAAAGUGAUGAAAGCCGACCCGGAAGUCAAGAUGAUCAGCGCGGAAGCUCCAAUUCUGUUCGCCAAGGGCUGCGACAUCUUCAUCACAGAACUGACCAUGCGUGCGUGGAUUCACGCCGAGGAGAACAAGCGAAGGACACUUCAACGGAGCGACAUCGCGUCGGCGCUCGCCAAGAGCGACAUGUUCGACUUUCUCAUCGAUAUCGUCCCUCGCGAAGAUGCGACGCCACAGCACAAGCGACGACCGGAGUACGCACCACAAGGCACAUAUACGCUUCCAGACCCGUCGCAAGGCGCGCCAGCAGAGGGCGGAGGGAUGCAGGCCCAGCCACAGAUGCCUCAGGACUUUGGCGGUGUUGAUCCUCAACAUAUGCCGUCGCAGGCUCAAUAUCAGCAGCAGAUGGGUGCAUAUCCGCCACCGCAGGCGCAGCAACAGUAUGGUCAACAGCAAAUGUUCGAUCCUAACAUGUACGCGACGCAGCCUCCGGGAUAUCCGAUGCAACAGAUGCAAGGAAUGCCACAGCAGCCGAUGUAUCAACCGCCUCCACCACAACAACACGCACAAAUGACACAGCAGUACCGACCCGAACAGCAGCAAAGCGGCGUCGAAGACCAAGACGCAGACGGCGAACAAGACUUCGGAGCCAAUGGUUAGUUGCCAGUGGCGAAGAGGAAAGGCAGUCGUGGUCGCGGUGGAAAGGCGCGCGGUGAACGCAAGCCAGAGUCGAAGGAGGAGGCGCCUUACUAUCUCAAUGGCAGAAAAGGCUCGGCUGUGCGUGUGAUCGCGGGAGAGGAUGUCGUCGUGCAGAGCGUUGGAGAGGAUGAGUGAUUAUUCUCUAUUGCGUUCGGAGCAGUGGAACUCCGGCGUGAAAUUAUGAUACCGAGUGCGAUACGAAUUGUUGAUAUAGGUGAACAGAACGAACUCUGCUACAGUUUUGCAGCCGACCCCG
Zymoseptoria tritici IPO323 is the source of this 1547-nucleotide messenger RNA. RefSeq lists its product as uncharacterized. Gene Ontology annotation, cellular component: CCAAT-binding factor complex; nucleus. The transcript is spliced from 4 exons. NCBI's taxonomy places the organism in Eukaryota, Fungi, Ascomycota, Dothideomycetes, Mycosphaerellales, Mycosphaerellaceae. The record is from RefSeq and is a predicted model, not a curated record. Gene Ontology annotation, biological process: regulation of DNA-templated transcription. The coding region runs from base 287 to 1252 and encodes 321 amino acids. Gene Ontology annotation, molecular function: protein heterodimerization activity; DNA-binding transcription activator activity, RNA polymerase II-specific; DNA binding.